AUGUCGACCGACGGACACCCGUACCCUCGCAUCCCUCUGCCCAAAGACGCUCCCUUCGUGCUGAAGGAGGCUACGGACGGCAAGGGAUGGGGAGCCUUUGCCACGAGGCGCCUCAACAAGGGAGGAUUGAUCAUGCGUGAACUGCCCUUGUUCGUGAUCGACAGGUUCCAGGACCUCAAUGAAGAAGCCCUCGCCAUGAAAUUCUUCAAUCUACCGCUUGACAAACAGAAGAUGGUUACAAUGGCCCGUGACAACGGCGGCCGCUUCUUCAGAAGGUUUAUCCCCUGGUUUAUUCAGAACUCUUUCAACGUUGACAACAGAGGCGUUGGAUUCUAUCUCGUCCAGUCGCGCUUCAACCACUCGUGUCAGCCCAACUCGUCCGUUCCGCACACUGACAACAAGCACGAUCGUUGGCUGGUGAGAACCGCCAUUGCGGAAAUUGAGGUUGGCGAGGAGAUUACCUUCUGUUAUCAAAUCGAACUCGUCAGCAAGACCAGACUUGAGCGACAUGACCAGUUGUUCUUUGAGUGUCGUUGCGAGUGCUGCUUGCUUCCCCCUGCCGCUUCGCAGCUCAGCGACAUGCGUCGAAACUUCAUGAAGGCACUUGACUACCUUGCCUUCGGUGCUCUUCGCAAUGGUGAAAUCGACACCUCUGAGCGUCCUCUCAUCUGCGACCCCGUCUUGAAGAAGGCAGCUGAGAACAAUGCUCUCCCCAUCACGAGCCAGUUCGUCAACAACAUUCUGUACAUGGCCAUCGCCGAGCACGAAAAGGUGGCUGCCGUCAUUGUUCGCUUCUUCAGCUCCAGUAUCUACACUCUGGCGAACUGCUUCCGGUCGGAGCGCAACGUCAUAAUUGCCAACCACGCCUUGCAGCAGGACACCUGGCUGAAGAAGUUGGAUGUGGCCUUGCUCAUCUUCGGACAGCCGGAUGAGGCUGACAACAUUGUCAACGAGGAGAUUUGCAAGAUCCGGGAGGCUCGCAUGGCCUACUACCUGGAGAAUGAAACUGAUUAA
This is a messenger RNA of Fusarium vanettenii 77-13-4, 1014 nucleotides long. RefSeq lists its product as uncharacterized. The transcript has 2 exons. Lineage: Eukaryota; Fungi; Ascomycota; Sordariomycetes; Hypocreales; Nectriaceae. Gene Ontology annotation, molecular function: protein binding. The record is from RefSeq and is a predicted model, not a curated record. Bases 1 to 1014 code for a protein of 337 amino acids.